UAAGGGAGGGACAGAAGUGGUCGGAAAGUCGGUGGUCACUAAACAGAAGGAUGAUCGAGAAUUUGACGAUGGAUAGAGCAAUGGAAGUCAAUGACGAAGACAUGCUUUUACGGACGCUCUCUUACUUUGAAUUGUGUCGUGAGUUGUCGGCAGACCCAGCAGUUACAGCUACUCCUUCGUAUAGACUGGAAGCCAAUCACGUCAACGCCGAUAAUGAGAUUCAUUCGUCAUUCUUUUCCACGCAAUCACAACAGAAUAAUAUCUUUAGGCAACCCUGUUCUUUAAUUGGGGAAGCCAAUAGCUUUCAAGAGUUUAACACUAAAGGAAUUAAAAAGACCAGCGAAAAUGGUGCAAGCGACAAACGAAAACGGACGCUGUUCACUCCGUUGCAGUUGUCUCGCAUGGAAGAGGAAUUUCGACAGAACAUGUAUGUUGUUGGCUUAAAAAGAUGGCGUCUCGCCACGGAGCUCUCCCUGACCGAAAAGCAAAUAAAAAUCUGGUUUCAGAAUAGAAGAAUGAAACUAAAAAGAGAGCAAGUGAAAAGUCAAUGUCUAAGAUCAGGAUUUCCAUGGUAUUAGAAACAUCACACUGCACUGUGAAACAGGCAGUUUCUUGGGCAUUCGAAACUUGAAAUAUAAUUGGAUGUCGCGUAUGCAGGAAUUUGUGAGUCGUUAUCUAUGCACUUCUUGUGUCGGUCUCUUAACAUUCCUCGUUUUCCGGGAAUGAAAAUUGCAGGAAUAAAAUUUCAAACUCGACUCUCCCGAAACAAGGAUAAUUUUCAUGUAAUCAUUUAUGUCCUUUCAAUUGUCACAUUUCUUCGAUCGUAUACAAGAUAAUAUUUACAAUGUAUAUCGGACAUGGUAAACUCGGAUUUUGUAUAAACGGACGUAUUUUGUAAUAUUUCAACCUCUUCGCUGUUUA
Messenger RNA from Xenia sp. Carnegie-2017, 921 nucleotides. Its product is annotated as homeobox protein EMX1-like. The transcript has 2 exons. Bases 51 to 578 code for a protein of 175 amino acids. Gene Ontology annotation, molecular function: DNA-binding transcription factor activity, RNA polymerase II-specific; DNA binding. NCBI's taxonomy places the organism in Eukaryota, Metazoa, Cnidaria, Anthozoa, Malacalcyonacea, Xeniidae. Gene Ontology annotation, biological process: regulation of DNA-templated transcription. The record is from RefSeq and is a predicted model, not a curated record.